Messenger RNA from Heterotrigona itama, 3448 nucleotides. NCBI's taxonomy places the organism in Eukaryota, Metazoa, Arthropoda, Insecta, Hymenoptera, Apidae. The record is from the annotation of a GenBank genome assembly.
GAAAUGGUAGUGUGGUGCAUUCUUACGCUUGGUGAAAUCUUCGAGCAUAAUCAGAAUUUCAAAAGACAAAAAAGAAAUAGUUUAAAUUAUUAAAGAUUCCGAUGUGCCAAGCCAUUAAAGAGACUUUAUGCAAUGUUCUCUAAUUCGUCUUCUGAGUGAUAAUGGCACCAAGACGAGUUGAAGAAAUACCUGUUAAAAGAGUAGCAGCUUUAGGUUGCAAAUUACCAGAUCGAUUGCCAGCUGGAGUAAUAUUAACAGAUAUUACUCAAAACAAAUGGAAGUUAGGACAUGCAAUAGGAUAUGGUGGAUUUGGUGAUAUAUACUUAGCAUCAAAUGACAUUAAUGCUCCAAUUGAACAAGAUGCAAAGUAUGUGAUAAAAAUCGAACCACAUAACAAUGGUCCAUUAUUUGUUGAAAUGAAUUUUUAUAUCAGAGCAGCUCGUAAACAUAUGAUUGAUAGCUGGUGCAAAUCACAAGGAAAAAGACGAAUAGGUGUUCCAACAUAUGAGGGAUCUGGUUCUUAUAUGUACCAAGGUCAAAAGUAUAGAUUUUUAGUAAUUCCAAGAUAUGGCAUUGAUAUUGGAAAAUUGUUUAUAUCAAACGGGAGAAAAUUACCAGUCAAACUUGUUAACAGGCUAGCUGUUCAAAUGUUGGAUGCACUUGAAUAUAUUCACAGUCAAGGAUAUGCUCAUGCAGAUGUUAAAGGAUCAAAUAUUCUAUUGUCUUUAAGUACAGAAGAUAUAACAACAAGAAAAUUUCAAGCUUAUUUAGUUGAUUACGGAUUGGCUUAUCGUUUUCGUACAAGUACAGGUGUACAUAAAUCAUUUGUUCAUGAUGAAAGAAGAGCUCAUGAAGGAACAUUAGAAUUUACAUCAAGAGAUGCACAUCAUGGAACACACUCAAGAAGAGGAGAUUUAGAAACAUUAGGGUACAAUAUACUGCAAUGGUUAUGUGGUAAAUUACCUUGGGAAAAAGAAGAUGAUAAUGUAACAUCAACCAUGGAUCCAGAAGAAGUCCAUGCACAAAAAGAAAUUUUACUUUCUAAUUUAUCAUCAUUUAUGCAUAAAUGUUUUCCUUAUAAAAAAGAACCACCUGCUGCCAUUAUGGAGUACAUGAAAUAUAUUACUGAAUUGGGAUUUGAAACUAAACCUAACUAUUCCUAUCUACGUAGUUUAUUUCAGUCUGGUUCUAGGCAAAAAAAUGAUGUUCCUACAUGUUUACAUCCUUUAAAAGAAUCUAAUGAAAAUAUUUCUUAUCCCAUUUCUUUCAAACGACCAUAUUUACGAGAAAGAAAACCUUGUAGACCUGUUAAUGGCGAGAUUCGCAUAACGCGAAACACACAACCUAAAUACCCAGUCGAACGAAAAGAAUUUUGUUGGGAAGCAGUAUUAGCACUCCACCCUGAUAAAUUAGCAAAAAUUAGUCUACAGACUCCACCUUCACCACUUACACCACCUCCAUCUCCACCUCCUCCAUCCUUACCUACUUAUGCCAUGUUAAGUGUAAUUCAAAGAAUGAAAGAGAAACAAUCAAGCGCAUUUCGAAAAUCUUUACCAAAAUCAUUAGAAGAUCUUAAAACAAAAUGGAUGACACCAGCCAUGGAACAAAUAGCCCAAUUAAAAAAGAAAACUUCUUUGACAACGCUUUCUCUAGCGAAGACUUCUCCACGUGUGACACGAUCCCGAGGGGUUCAAUUAAAACGUCUUGGAAACAAAAAAUCUUAUAAACAAAUACAAAGCAGCAGAAGAAGAAAAGCUCCAUCUACAUAAGUAUGAUAAAUCUUACUAAAUAUUAUAUAUUUUCAUUCCUCGAAUGGAAUUACCAACGAUUUAUCUAAAUAAUGGAUGUAUAAUUAAGUAUUAUUUCCUAUUAGUUCAUUUAGAUUUUGUAAGAAUAUACUCUCGAUUAAACUCCUGUUUAAAGGACAAAAUUUCAUUUAUUAGGAACGCCUCAGGUGUCUUUAGAACAUCAAUUUUUGUAAGACUGUUUUACUAUCACAAUUUAUCAUUUAACAAAUUGUAUAAUUAAUAUAAGAGUUAUUUUAAAAAUUGAACACGUAAUUAUAAAUAGUUCAGUUAACAUUUAGAAAAAUUACAUUGCUUCCUUUUAAAAACAUAAUUUCAAUGCAACUGAAAAGAGACUUACUAAUAGAUACAGUAAUGAAAAAUUACUACUUUUGCAUACAUAAAGAAUACGCAAUUUAAUGUCAUAAUAAACAAAUGAUCUGAAUAUUAAAUCAAAGAUAUGUUUCUUGAACUUUUAAGAAUCGUUUAUUUAUUUUAUAAAAUGACUAAAAGCACAAUAUGCUAAAUAGAUAAUAUUUCACUAAAUUACUUUAUUAUAAUGAAGUAUAGUUUUUAAAGUGUUUAAUUUGUUUUUAUCGUCAUAAAUGAAUGAAAUCGAGUAAAAUAUUUUAUUCAAACAUUAAUAAUGAACUGUUUGAAUAUUGUAAUUAUUUUAUAACUAAAAAAUAUAGAAAUCGAUUUAUUAGUAAAAAUUAUGUAAAUGAUUUUUUUGAAGUAUCAGGACAUAUAUUCAAACUCUAAAUAUGUCUAUAACAUAAACAAAGUUGUAGUAUACUUUGAAAUAAUUAAAAGUAGCCAGAUGUAGGUAAAAAUAAUACACCUGUAAACUGUUAUUACUCAAUCUCACGAGAUCAGUAUUAAGCCAUUAAGUGCUUACAUAUGAUUAAAAUAUAACAGUUUACUUUUGUUAUUAUAGUUACAAUAUAUCAACAAGAAUGCGUGUGUAGCAUAAAUAAAAUGACUAAUAUUUUAAUUCGAUUUUAAAUUUUAUAUAUAACAUGUAACUAAAAAAUACACAUUUUAUGCUUCUAAUAUAUUGCAAUACAUCAUAUAAUAUUAUCUUAUGUUCUUUUAGUAUAAUUUAAUUUGUAUUAGAUUUAAUGUCUACAUAAUAUUGUUACGUGAAACAUAAUCGAUCAUUGUAUAUAUUUAGAUAUCAUAAGAGCCAUAUAUAGAUGGAAGCGACAAUUUAUUUACAGUAAAUUUGUGAUAACUAAUUUGUAUUUUUUUAAGUUACAUGUACCUGUGCCAGAUAAGCAGUGUUGUUAAAGACUUAAAAAUGUAUUGUAAUUAAAUAAAUACAUGUGCAUUUGUAAUCUUUUUUAUAAUACUAGUAUUUCAUCAUACUUUGAUUUAUCAUAUUUCAUUAAUAUAAGAUACCUGAUAUGAGCUUUUUUAUUUUCAUGAAUAUUCUUUUAAUUUAAUGAUAGAAUAUAUGAUUGAACAUUUAUUAUAUUAAGCAAACAAUACAUGUAUAUUUAUUAACAGCACUGCACAAGAUUCUUAAAGUAUUGUCAACAAAAUUAUUAGAAACAAUAUAAUAAAAUUUAAUUAUUAAUUUGUAUUACAUUCUAAUCAGAUUAUUAAUAUUAUAAAUGAAUAAUAAAUAAAUGGUGAAAAUAAUGCAUAUGUACCAGGUAUAG